GUUGACUUCGAAACCACACUCAAGCUCGAGCUUCCAUAGCAACCUUGGAACGACGACCGUUCAUUCGCUGUUGUGAGGAUGUACCUUGACACCGUAGCGGCGGUGAGGUGCCAACGCAUUGUCGUCCCAGCCUCGCGAUUUGCAUGAUUCGCGCAUUCGAGACUCCACCAGCCACCUCACGAAAGUAUAGUAGAUUCUAGAGUAUCUUGCACAACAUCACUCCACAUUCCUCGCCCUGCGUCUCGACAAAGCCACGAGCUUGCAACGUGUAGCACGUUCCAAAAUGCAUAUUUCGACCCUCUUAUCACUGCCAACGACCAUACUUUUACUGCUCUGCGCUGCGCCCGUAGCAAGCGCACAGCAACAAUGGCCUCACAAUCUUCCGAAACAUAUGAAGUACUUCCCCGAGGAUGAGAGACAUGUGAAGCGGGGUCUGGACAUAAGAGAAAGGUUACACCACGAAAAGCCUGUGGGAAUGAAGAAGAUGAGUACAGACGAAGGCGAGAUGUUCAUGCUGGACAACUGGAUAUUUGCAUCGAGCCAAAGCAAGAGAUCGGACUUUGGGGACUUUGGGAAUAGCACAUACCAGGCACAGCCGGCGAUUAGACCAAACGCCGCUGACGAGUGGUUCGAACGGUUGCGCAUUAGGGAUGUCUUGCUCAAGAGGCAGUUCAAGUGUCCAGAAGGCACGCUCAGCUGCUCUUCGAUUGGGGCGCCGGACUUAUGCUGUGGGGGAAGCAGUACAUGCGUGAAAGUAGAGGGCUCCGAUAUUGGCUCUGUGGGCUGCUGUCCGAAUGGACAAACAUGCUCUGGCACGAUUAGCUGCAACGACGCUGCGGGCUACACCUCCUGUCCCAACUCAUCGAAUGGCGGAUGCUGUCUGCCUGGGUUUCAAUGCAGUGGUAUUGGCUGCGUUGCCGCUGGAACUUCGAUUACCUACGUCCAACCGUCCACAUCUGCACGCCCUUCAUCCUCAUCGACCACAGCCGUCGUAGUCCCUACAUCUGGCUCGAGCUCCGCUGUACCAACCACUUCCUCCACUCCCACGUCUACACCGGCCCCAUCGUCAUCACGACCAACGUCAGCCUACACUUGCUCUACCGGCUGGUUCUCCUGCCCCGUCAGCCUAGGCGGCGGCUGUUGCCAGAACGGCCGCGAGUGCGCAACAGGCGCAUCCUGCCUCGGUGACGAUCCAACCAGCAGCCAGGCGCCAUCAGCUCCCGUACGCCCCACUAGCGAGGCUGCUACGACGGUAACCUCAACCGCAUCCGAGGGCGAUAUAUGCCCCACCGGCUUCUACGUAUGCAGCGCAUACUACCCAUCCGGAUGUUGCAGAGUGGGCCGAGACUGUCAGACUACUGGAUCAUGCGUCCUACCUUCUUCGACCACAGUCAUCGCGACGAACGGCGUGACUGUUGUUGCGCCUUCUGGAGCUGCUGUUGCGACUGAGGGUGCCGCACAGGGUGGGUCUUGUCCUAGUGCCUGGUACAGCUGCCCAGCAAAUCAAGGUGGAAACUGCUGUCCCAAUGGCUACGCUUGCGGCGAGCAAUGUACGGCGACUGCAUCAGGCGUGUCGAGCGUUGAGGCGAAGGUUACGCCGAGUACAGCCUCAUUCGUGCCGCAGUGGUCGGUGUGGGGAAUGGUGAUCUCUGCGCUCGCCAUCGGCGCUGCUAUGGUCGCGUUAUGAGGCUAUGAUUCACGACUGAUGUUUACGACAGGCAUAUUAUGCUCAUUUCUAGCUAUCUAUGUAGAUGUAUUCCUAACAUAUUCUUACCUUUCCGA
Macroventuria anomochaeta is the source of this 1782-nucleotide messenger RNA. RefSeq lists its product as uncharacterized. The record is from RefSeq and is a predicted model, not a curated record. NCBI's taxonomy places the organism in Eukaryota, Fungi, Ascomycota, Dothideomycetes, Pleosporales, Didymellaceae. The transcript has 2 exons. Bases 284 to 1687 code for a protein of 467 amino acids.